This is a messenger RNA of Momordica charantia (bitter melon), 2270 nucleotides long. RefSeq names its product protein HOTHEAD-like. Gene Ontology annotation, molecular function: oxidoreductase activity, acting on CH-OH group of donors; flavin adenine dinucleotide binding. Lineage: Eukaryota; Viridiplantae; Streptophyta; Magnoliopsida; Cucurbitales; Cucurbitaceae. The record is from RefSeq and is a predicted model, not a curated record.
UUUAGGUCAUACCAUCUUUUUCGGCAAAACAAACAAGUAUUUUUCUCUUUCAAACCAUUCGGCUCGCUCAGGUUAUGAAUUUGAUAUACAAGGGAGGGAUGGCUAUGGCCUAUGGAUGACACUGAAUCUUUAUAUGAAGUUGGCUAUGGAUGUUGUUGAACUGUUAACUCUAGAUGGUGUUUGUUUCUGAUGGGAAAAGAUGGCCAAGUGAGAUGUUUUAGGAGAUUAAAGAAUGUUAGGAUCAAGUUGAAGUUUGUCUUUUGAGUUAUUUAAAGGACAGAAUUUGGUGUUUUUCUCUGCGAAACAAGACAAGAAGAUACCUAUUAUAAUUUUUUAUAUUCAUUUUGGCAUUGACAAUGAAGCUGUGGAAACUAUCUGAGGUUUUUGUUGCUGGUUUUCUUUUAUUUUCUAGUUUCUCCUGCUCAGAGAAUCCUCCUUAUAGAACUUCUGUAAGAGAAGCGACUUCAGCUCCGCCAAUCGUCUACUACGACUACAUUAUCAUUGGCGGAGGGACCUCUGGUUGUCCAUUGGCAGCCACUCUUUCACACGGUGCCACCGUUCUAGUCCUUGAGCGCGGUGGCUCGCCAUAUUACAAUUCAAACGUAACGCAUAUCAGCAAAUUUGCCACCACCCUUUCAGACACCAGCCCAUCAUCUCCAACCCAACAGUUUGUCUCUCGGGAUGGGGUUCUCAAUGCUCGGGCACGCGUUUUAGGCGGCGGUUCGGCCUUGAAUGCCGGAUUUUACACCCGAGCAGGUCAGGAUUAUGUGAAGAAAGCUGGUUGGAAUGAGACAUUGGUGAAUCAAUCUUACAGAUGGGUUGAGAAACUGGUGGCAUUUGAGCCACCAAUGUUGGAGUGGCAAUCUGCAGUGAGGGAUGGUCUGAUUGAAGUGGGAGUUUUGCCAUACAAUGGUUUCACUUAUGAUCAUAUCUAUGGGACUAAGGUGGGAGGGACGAUCUUUGACAGAGAAGGAUACAGACAUACUGCUGCUGAUUUGCUUCAGUACGCUGAUCCCAGAAGUCUUGAAGUUUAUUUGCAUGCAACUGUACAUAAGAUCUUGUUUAUAUACCACAAAGAAAGAAGACCUAAAGCUUUUGGAGUGAUAUUCAAAGAUGCACAUGGUGUUAAGCACAGAGCAUAUCUGAAGAGAAACUCCAAGAAUGAGAUAAUUCUCUCAGCUGGGGCAAUUGGAAGCCCACAGUUAUUGAUGCUGAGCGGUAUUGGGCCGGCCCAUCAUCUUAGGGCCCAUAAGAUCAAGGUGGUGUUAGACCAGCCCAUGGUAGGGCAAGGAAUGGCUGACAAUCCAAUGAACAUACUCUUCAUACCUUCGCCCCGGCCUGUGGAGGUCUCUCUAAUUCAAGUGGUGGGAAUAACAAAGUUUGACAGCUACAUUGAAACAGCCAGUGGAUUGAGCUUUGCUCACUCUUUGGCUCAUAGACUCUCAGAAAGCUUUGAAUUACUCUUGAAUCAGAGUGACCAACCAUUCACAAUAGCUCCAGAAGCAUUUGGCAGAGCAACUCCAUUCAGAGAGGCAACACUAAAAGGUGGAAUCAUACUUGAAAAAAUUAUGGGUCCGAGAUCCACAGGUCACCUGGAGCUUCAGAACAUUGACCCACAUGACAAUCCUUCUGUAACCUUCAACUAUUUCAAAGAACCAGAGGAUCUGAGGAGGUGCGUUGAGGGGAUGAGAACAAUCAUAGAAGUAGUAAACUCAAAAGCUUUUUCGAAGUUUCGUGAUAGGAAAUAUCCAGUGCAGACCCUUCUCAAUAUGAUGGCGAGUUUGCCUCUCAACUUGAGACCUAAGCAUGCUAGAGCUGCAGUUUCUUUGGAACAGUUCUGCAUUGACACUGUCAUGACCAUAUGGCAUUACCAUGGUGGCUGCCAAGUUGGUAGAGUCAUUGAUCAAGAUUACAAGGUUUUCGGUGUCAGUGCUCUUAGAGUUAUUGAUGGAUCAACUUUUCAUCACUCCCCCGGAACCAAUCCUCAAGCUACUGUUAUGAUGCUUGGAAGGUAUAUGGGAAGAAGGAUACUGGAAGAGAGACAUUCCAAGGGGGUGAAGGAGAAUAGAGUUUGAUACUCUGAAUUUUAGAGUUGAAAGUUGAAAAAGCAAGACUAGCAUAAAUCAUUUGUACCGAUUUUCCUUUAUGAUUUGGAAUUGCGUCCUGUCUGUAAGUUGUACAAUUACUUUGUUUACAAUAGAAAGAUUACAUAUUGAGGAAUCUUUACAGAUCCAACAACUACCAAAUGAAACAUUGACGAUCUUUUCCCA